Ictalurus furcatus (blue catfish) is the source of this 1394-nucleotide messenger RNA. It is a transcript of the gene chmp5b, whose product is annotated as charged multivesicular body protein 5b. Bases 107 to 769 code for a protein of 220 amino acids. The record is from RefSeq and is a predicted model, not a curated record. Gene Ontology annotation, biological process: late endosome to vacuole transport via multivesicular body sorting pathway; vesicle budding from membrane. NCBI's taxonomy places the organism in Eukaryota, Metazoa, Chordata, Actinopteri, Siluriformes, Ictaluridae. Gene Ontology annotation, cellular component: multivesicular body. The transcript has 8 exons.
CAGUCUGAGUCUACUUCCGGGAUUUUGAGGUGGCUAGUGUUGCUGUUAUUAGGAAGCACGGUUUGACUGUUGUUGUAGAGGUUGUUUUGUUUUUUUAAGUGUUAAAAUGAACCGCAUUUUCGGCAGAGGAAAACCCAAAGGACCACCGCCCAACCUUACGGACUGUAUAGGAAACGUUGAUUCUCGGGCCGAGUCCAUCGAUAAGAAGAUAUCCAGACUUGAUGCUGAACUCAUGAAAUAUAAAGAUCAGAUGAAGAAAAUGAGAGAUGGUCCAUCAAAGAACAUGGUGAAGCAGAAAGCCAUGCGGGUCCUUAAACAGAAAAGAAUGUAUGAAGGACAGAGAGAUCAGCUGAUGCAGCAGUCAUUUAACAUGGAGCAGGCCAACUACACCAUUCAGACACUUAAAGACACCAAAACAACUGUGGACGCUAUGAAGAUUGGAGCCAAAGAAAUGAAGAAGGCUUACAAGAACGUGAAGAUUGAUCAGAUUGAGGAUCUUCAAGACCAGUUGGAGGACAUGAUGGAGGAUGCUAACGAAGUACAGGAGGCUAUGAGCCGCAGCUACGGAACGCCAGAUAUCGAUGAAGACGAUCUAGAAGCAGAGUUGGAUGCACUCGGCGAUGAGCUGCUUUUGGAUGAUGACAGCUCUUACCUUGACGAGGCCUCGUCAGCUCCAGCUAUACCAGAAGGCACUCCAGGAGAGAGGAGCACCAACCGGGAUGGAGUUCUGGUCGAUGAAUUUGGACUUCCUCAGAUUCCAGCAACAUAAAAACACGAUGAACACAUUUUAUCUCCUUUAAACUUAUGCAUCUGACAUGUAAAACACUGCGAUCCUUGCAUUUACAGUUUUCUAUGAAGCAGGUUCAUAUAAGAUCAAGUGCUCUGGGGUUAAGGAUUAAAAAAUAUUCACAAUUGUAAACACAGCCAGUCUUUAUCUAGCUCUCUGCUUCUUUUCUUGUUUCAUAAGGAAUGUAGUCACUUUAACUAAUUGUCAGGAAUAAUCAUUAAGUUGAUUUACUUUAGAUCAUCAUAUAUAAUAUACACACACAUACACACAAUUCUUUGUAUUUUGUUUCUAAAGAAAGUACCUCAUUGGCUUUGUACAGCAACAAUGGGUUGCCAACUACCGACAAAUAAAUUAUUCUAUAUUUGGCAAUGUGGGUACAGGCUUUGAUUGCCUUAAGAAGGUGCUGCAUUUCAUUAUUAUCAGUGCACUACACUUGACUUGGAUGACAAACCGAUGCAUAUUUGAUUACCUGAAACGGACCGUUUACUCUCAGUUUAAUGGAAUUAAACGUUAUGGAAGCAAAUUGUUCCACAUAUGUAAAUGGGUGUGAUAUUACAACUGAAUGUAUAUUGCCUUUUAUUUGAUAAAUGACAACAUUUUAAAAGCA